Molecule: messenger RNA, 1158 nt
Organism: Alternaria conjuncta
Lineage: Eukaryota; Fungi; Ascomycota; Dothideomycetes; Pleosporales; Pleosporaceae
Exons: 3
Coding region: 1-1158 (385 amino acids)
Molecular function (GO): oxidoreductase activity; FAD binding
Source: RefSeq, a predicted model, not a curated record
AUGUCACAAGGUACUGGUAUCGUUCGAGCAGGAGGCGGCGUGCGUCUCGGAAACCUCGGACUGGGUGUAUACAAGCAAGGUCAGGCCGCACUGCCUCACGGUACAUACCCGGGCGUUGGCAUCGGAGGGCACUAUACGCAUGGAGGCUUCGGAUACUCUUCUCGUCGCUGGGGGCUUGCACUCGACACGAUCGAGGCAAUGGACGUCGUGCUGGCCGACGGAACUCAACUUCACAUCACACGCACUACCCAUCCCGAGCUCUACUACGCUCUGCGUGGAGCUGCAGAUAGCAUAAGUAUCGUAACUACCUUCUAUCUGCAGACCCAGCCUGCCCCAGCACGAAUCGUCAGCUACUCCGUGAACUUCACUUCCGCGCUGAAGUCUUCAUCUUCCGUCGCCGACGUCCUUCUCCAGUUGCAGAAGUUUGCCCAAUCUUCUCCUCUCAUGGACCGUAACAUCACACUUGAGAUCUACAUGAACAUAUUUGGCACCUUCGAAGUUCGAGGCUGGUACUUUGGCGACCGCGCACACUUCUCCAGCGCCGUACUUCCCGCCAUGCUUGAAGGUUUGCCCAAGGCCGACAACACAACGAUCGCGACCAGAAGCUGGCUCGAUGCACUGCAGGAUAUCGCAGAAGGCGAACCUCUUGUUGAGCCUUUGACUGGCUACAACAACCACCAGACCUUCUACACCAAGUCCAUUGUUACAAGGGAGGCAAAGCCACUUACACGGCGCGCACUGGAGAGCUUUGCUGGGUAUGUCAUUAGUAAGGGAUUGAGCGCAGAGUCCCCAUGGGAGACUUAUAUCUCGCUAUACGGCGGGAGGGAUAGUCAGAUCAAUGUUCCAUCGCCUGACAGUGCGGCAUAUUCGCAUCGCGAUUCGCUUUGGGUUUUCCAGAACAUCGGUUCCUCGGCCAAUAUGCUUCCACCUUUCGAGUCUAGCAUCAAAGCGUUCGUGCAAGGACUCAAUACUGCUUUGACAGACGCACAGCCCGAUGGCGACUUUUUGGCAUACCCGAAUUAUCUGGAUCCAGAGCUGACACCAGCGGAGGCGCAUCAAUUGUACUAUGGUGAUGCGACUUAUGGAAAGCUCAGUGUGAUUAAGGACUCAGUAGAUCCAAACAAGGUGUUUUGGAAUCCACAGGCGAUUGGGAACUAA